AUGUGCUUAUUGUUCAAUCGAGUGGUGGAUAUGGAGAACCCGGAAAGACAUACCGUAUACCUGGUCGUCUCACUUUUUGUCACUUUUCUCUCCAAUAAGAAUUCGACGCCUACUGAUGAGAAGGCAAAUGCCAAAAAGCAAUCUCUCGUUUUUCGACACUUUAAUACCCUGUUAGGGUACAGUAGUACCGAAAAGUGUUUCACGAUUCCGCCAGCCAGAUUACGAAAAGCCGCCGUCUGCAACGCCUUCAUCAGUGGGUUGCCUGAAAUUCUGGAUAUGAAUUUGCACACAGGAAACCAACUACUUCCUACUGUAGUCCAGCUGCUUAUCCAUCUUCCAAGCCCUCAAAAACUGGCAUCCGAUCAGAAUGUGACGAAUUACUCUCUGGCGCUUUUGACCCAACACACAAGGCAUUUAUGGUUGCAUUCGCUGAUUUUGAUUCUGUAUAAAUAUCGAUUUGAUCAACUCCCAGUCAGUGAGAAUAUCGUUAGGCUCAUUGGAAUUGUGGUCAAAACGUUGCAAAAUCAAGUUCACGAGUGUUCCGACGCCGAAGCAUCCAACGAAAUCGACACCUGGGAUGAGAUCGAAGAGGACGAUGGUGGAAGAGCAGAGCUGAUUCGACCGGAAUCUCUUACAGUAACCACUAUCAAAGAAGCAACACCAGCAGCGGAGGGAAUUAUUCAAGUUGGUGCAGUUCGGGUUAUGCAGCCGACGAUUGUGGAGCCAGAGGGGCUGGCACCGGAGCCAGUGUUAUCUAGGAAGAGGAGUACGAUGGUACAGGAAGUCAAGCGGAAGAAAAGUGCAAUUGAGGUGGUGAAGAAGAGCUGCGCCCUCCGAUGUGGUCACUGCAACGAAGCCAUCGAGAUGUUCGACGAGGAAACUGUCUCAUUGUGUUUGAUAGCACUGGAAACAUUUCUACACCGCGAACCCUCUAUGGCAGCGCCGAUCCUUUUCAAGAUCCUUUAUACUGUAACACGGCUCAUCGACACCCCAAUGUACCCAUGGCACUCAACCGAGAUGUUCGUUCCAGCCAAUUCUCGCUCUGUUGCUAAACAAAUGCUCCGUGUUUCCCUCCAUCAUCUCUCCACCCUGCGAUUUGUCUCCAGCUAUUCGACACCAAAAUCCCACGACCCGAAGCCUUCUGAGCUGUCCCCAGUGUACUUUAUGCAAAUCCUCAUGGAAGAUCUUGAUGAAAGUUGGCCGGGAUCUGUGAGAUUGAUCAUGAAGAAUCUGGCGUAUUACAUCGUUGAGAUCUCCUUGGAUAUGUAUGGCAAUGCGUGGCAGAAUUUGGCAACGCAUAUGGAGACGUUCUUCAAGAAGUAUCAUACAGCGAUCUCCGCCGAUACCACCACCGCUCCAACACGUGCUGAAAUUGAAAACGUCAUUAUCGUAAUGACUCAUGUCCUAAAAGUUCAAGUUCUAACGACCAACGCCAAGUCUCCAGUCUCUCUUGUAGAAGCAUUCUCCAAAUGGCUCUCAGAAUCCCUACACGGUGCAGAGGUGUCCCUAGAAUCACUUCUAGGAGUUUGCACCGCCUGUAAUAGAGCGUUGAUAAGAGAACGCGACAAGCAAUGUGUGACCCGCGCCGUUGUCACUGAGCUCAUGCAAUCCAUCAAGUUUAAGUCCAAGCUCCAUGAAGCCAACUACGUCACAAUUGCCAAUAUGGUACUACAGGACACUGGAGAGGAUAUCGAAGUUCCGUUGUUGGACGAUCAGUUUAAUACAGCCGCGUCUGAAGCUAUCCGACCAUUUUUGUUCGAAGUUUUGGACUUUAUUGCGGACCUUCAUGUGAUAGCAAAAUUGAAAAAAGAGACCAAUUCAGAUGCGCUUGGUGGAGAUUUGAAGGUCAAGCUAGCAGAGGCUAUUGCUGUCGAAAUGUCUCGCUCCAAUGCUCGUGACUGCCGUACCGUCAUCCGUUUCAUCCCAUGGCUCAUGUCCCCUCCUUCUGUCACUCAAGCCGCUCCAGGAGCCUUUGCGGAUAGUGUCACUAACGUCCGUGUGCUCUCCUGGCUCCUUCUAGGAGCUCUUCACGCCAACCACUCUUGUCUGCCGGUACCAAUCGAGUGUAGUCAGCAUAUGGCAGAUUACAUUCAUUUUGUAUUGGCUGGAUUUGCGGAUCAGUCAAAGCAAUCUGUGGUACACAUGUCUGCUCUCUUCCAUGCCUUCCAUCUUUGCCAGCUAUGGACCGUCUAUUGUGAAAGAGCUGCUACGUACAGCUCGACGACAGCAUUCGCACAUUUGAUCGAUUUCUGGGCACGAGUGACCCCAGCGAUUUUGCAGUUGUUGAGUCAUUCGAAAGUGCUCGCCGACAUGGUCAAUCUCCAUUUUCUCAACACAAUUCAAGCACUUCAACAAGUGAAUUCGGCACUUCUGUGUCAAUUAUACUCAAUGUGGGCGCCGAUUCUCACCGCCUAUCAUUCUCAGAUUCCGAAUCAACUCAGAAUGAAACUCGAUUCUUGCCAAAACCAACCAUCUCUGGAAGCUCCGCUUGUCACCGAAUGGCUCAAAAAAGUUCGCUACAAGAUUUCCCAAGUGGAACUUCAAACAUCAGCUGCAUCGCCUUACUACACUGUCUAA
Molecule: messenger RNA, 2577 nt
Organism: Caenorhabditis briggsae
Lineage: Eukaryota; Metazoa; Nematoda; Chromadorea; Rhabditida; Rhabditidae
Gene: Cbr-unc-79
Product: Protein CBR-UNC-79
Exons: 10
Coding region: 1-2577 (858 amino acids)
Molecular function (GO): protein binding
Source: RefSeq, a predicted model, not a curated record